UCCCUUGAGGUUUCAGGACACUUAAAAUGUUGCUUUGACAAAAAUCAAGGAUGUGGAGAAGUUUUUCCUGUGUGAUGUCACUUCGCUGCCCUUUAUAAACCUCUGCAGAAAAGAAGGGAACCUAUCUGAGGGUUCACACUCCAGACACAGGCGACCGAGGGAAAGCGAGAAGCGCAGAGCCGCGUCGCGCUGCCGAUACCGACCACCGGCUGGGCACGGCGAGCCAUGCCACCCAGCAGCCCCUACAGCUGCCUGGCGUACCUGCUGCUGCUGCUGCUGCUGCUCGGUAGCCUGAAGGCGACCCUCGCCUUUCCCAACUCCUCUCCGCUGCUGAGUCCCAGCUGGGGGAAUGGGGAUCGCCUGAUGCACCUCUACACAGAUACGGAGAGGAACAGCUUCCAUCUCCAAAUCAAUGCUGAUGGCUACGUUGAUGGUGUUCCUCACCAAACCAUUUACAGUGCCCUAAUGAUCAAGUCUGAGGGUGCUGGCUCAGUGAUAAUCACAGGUGUGAAGAGUGGACGCUACCUAUGCAUGGACACGAAAGGAGACAUUUUUGGUUCUCACUACUUCAGUCAAGAGGACUGCGUGUUCAACCACAGGACGCUGGAAAAUGGAUAUGAUGUGUACCAAUCUCCCAAACACAACUUCCUGGUUAGCUUAGGCAGAGUUAAACAAGCUUUCUUCCCUGGCAUGAAUCCACCACCAUACUCCCAGUUUUUGUCCAGGAGAAAUGAAAUCCCUUUGUUUCGAUUCAACACACCUGAGCCCCACAGAAAUACUAGAAGUGCAGAUAUCGAUCCAAUGGAUCCUCACCAGAUCCUGGUCCCGCAGAGAAAGAUCUCCGUGUUUGGAUCUCAGUUGCAGCAGCAAGCAGACUUUUCCCACGUGCCCAGAGAACCCGUGAGAAUCAACCAGAAUGACGUGGUUAACCCAGAUGACCCACACGCCAUGAUGGAUGCCAGGAGGUAUGCGAGUCCUCGCUUUUAUAUUACAAGAUAACUGGGGCCCCGCCACUUGCAAAUUGAAGACAUGGGUGAAUACAAUAGGCAAAAGGAACUGUUUAGCACACUCAGCCUGAAUGUCAAAAUGGCUAUUAGAAACCUGAAAGACUUUGGGAAAAAAAUCCUUAAUUUCAAAUUUUGUCCUUAUAGAUGACAGUUUAUUGAAAAAACAAGUUAGACAUUUUCUAGCUGGGGAUCUGUUUUGCCGGAAAGAAGAUACAUUUUUUAAAAGAAUAAUGCAAACAAAACCUUUUAGUGUCUGAAUCACCUUAAGUAUGCAUCAGUGAAAAAAAGAAUUCCCCUGAAUGAAAUGAGAAACCAAUGUUAUGUUACUGAUGUAACCGGGAAGAGACCUGGAGCAUCUGAGAUUCCAACAGAGGCAGGGAAUCCUCUUACUAGCACCAUCCCUGCCUGUGCAAGCACAGUAGGCAAACUCACCGAUGCUGUGUUAUAUUAUUAUAUAAAAUUUACUAUAUAUGUUUUUAGCUGUUAAGUUGGAGCUUCAGUUUCUUUUCACGCCCAUAGGAGUAAAAAAGUGACUGCUUUGCUCUCAUAGGAGCAGCACACAUGGAAAACUGGAGUAGCUGACAGGAGAACAGGACAAGAUCAAAUGGUCUUGCGUAGAAAGAGUAAUUUCUGAGGCUUAUUGAAUCCAAGGUGGGGUUUGGGGAAAAAAAAAAAAAAAGAGGAGAGUCUCACUGUUCUCUCAGAUGAUUUUAUGAUUCUCAGAUGAUUCUAUGAUUCUAAUUCUAUGAUUCUUUAAAGUCCUUCUCUAUCACAUUUCUAUAUUCACUAAAUCCUAGCAUCACAAUAUGGAAUUAUAAUGUAGAGACAUUCAUUAGUUUUGCAUAUUUCCAACUCAGA
Messenger RNA from Grus americana (Whooping crane), 1865 nucleotides. RefSeq names its product fibroblast growth factor 23 (gene FGF23). Gene Ontology annotation, molecular function: growth factor activity; type 1 fibroblast growth factor receptor binding. The record is from RefSeq and is a predicted model, not a curated record. Lineage: Eukaryota; Metazoa; Chordata; Aves; Gruiformes; Gruidae. The transcript has 3 exons. Bases 226 to 999 code for a protein of 257 amino acids. Gene Ontology annotation, biological process: cell differentiation; fibroblast growth factor receptor signaling pathway; regulation of cell migration. Gene Ontology annotation, cellular component: cytoplasm.